AUGGCUGCAUUUAGUUGUAUAUAUAUCGUUAUUCAAAUUAGUGGUGAGUAUUUGGGUUGAAAUCGCAUGCUCUAAUCGUAUUCUUAGGAUAGACUGGCUUAAGACAAUUCGACUGAUAUAAUUUUUGAUGACUUAAGGUUGCCCUUAAGGUGGUUUAGCGGCUUUUCACUUAAGGGUAACGUUAAGUCAUCAAAAAUUAUAUCAUUGGGAUUGUUUUAGGUCAAUCUAUCCUAAGAAUACGAUUAGAGCGUGAGUGGAAAAUAUAAUAAGAUCUACUGAAUCGUAUUUUUUAGCAGUAAUAACAUUGGCAGUUUUGACGAUUAUAAAUUGUGGAAAGAAGAAAGCAACAGCAGCAGCACCUAAGAAAACAGCAUCAACUUCAAAAUCAUCAACAACUAACGCACCAUCACCCAAAAAAUCGGAAAAGAAACCCGACGAAGAAGCUAAAAAGAAAGAAGAAGAGGAGGAAAAUAAGAGAAAAGAGGAGGAAGAAGAGAAAAAGAGAAAGGAAGAGGAAGAAGAAAAGGAAAAGAAGAAAAAAGAGGAGGAAGAAGAGAAAAAGAAAAGAGAGGAAGAAGAGGAAAAGAAAAAGAAGGAAGAAGAAGAAGAGGAGGAAAAAAGAAAGAAGGAGGAAGAGGAAAAGAGAAAGAAGGAGGAGGAAGAAGAGAGAAAGAGAAAGGAAGAGGAAGAGAAAAAGAAGGAGAAAUCGAAAAAGAUAUCUGUGAAAGAGGAAGAGCCGAAGAAGAUUGAUUUGAACGAGAAGGAGAAGAAGAUUGCGGCUGGCGCAAAAGUCGGUGUCAAUGAUUAUCCGACGAUGAAUAAUGUCAAAUCUGAUUGGUCGGAUAAAUCGGCCAAGAAAAAGUAG
Molecule: messenger RNA, 865 nt
Organism: Caenorhabditis angaria
Lineage: Eukaryota; Metazoa; Nematoda; Chromadorea; Rhabditida; Rhabditidae
Source: the annotation of a GenBank genome assembly